Triticum turgidum subsp. durum (durum wheat) is the source of this 1698-nucleotide messenger RNA. NCBI's taxonomy places the organism in Eukaryota, Viridiplantae, Streptophyta, Magnoliopsida, Poales, Poaceae. The record is from the annotation of a GenBank genome assembly.
AUGCGGCCGCUGACGCGCGGGCCCCGCCCCCACCGCUUUAUAACCGCGCCGACGCCGCCCCCAUCCCACCCCCCACACUCCCCUCCGUUCCGGACUCUGAAGCAGCAGCGGCGGACGGCGGCGCGCGCGUCCCCGUCUCCGUCUCCUCUCGGCGGCGAAUCUCACCAGCAAAUAGACAGGUUUUUGUUCGGCGGGUUGGGCGUGAUGGCGGUCGCGUCGCGCCUGGCGGUGGCGCGGGUGGUCCAGCCGGACUGCGGCGCGGCGGGCGGGAGGAAGGGGCGGCAGGGGUUCGCGGUGGUCGGGCUCCCCGCGGCGGGGCGGAGGGGGAGGCGGCGCGGCGGGGCCGUGGCGGCCAGCCCCCCCACGGAGGAGGCGGCCAAGCUGACGGAGCCGCUCACCAAGGAGGACCUCGUCGCCUACCUCGCGUCCGGCUGCAAGCCCAAGGAGGACUGGAGAAUUGGCACAGAACAUGAAAAGUUUGGUUUUGAUGUCGAAACAUUGCGCCCUAUAACGUACGAUCAGAUCAGUGCUAUACUCAAUGGGCUGUCUGAGAGAUUUGAAUGGGACAAGAUAAUGGAAGAAAACCAUGUUAUUGGUCUCAAGCAGGGAAAGCAAAACAUUUCACUAGAACCUGGUGGCCAGUUUGAACUUAGUGGCGCUCCCCUCGAAACAUUACAUCAAACUUGUGCGGAGGUCAAUUCACAUCUUUAUCAGGUCAAAGCAGUUGGAGAGGAAUUGGGAGUAGGAUUUCUUGGAAUGGGUUUUCAGCCAAAAUGGGCCCUGGCUGAUAUACCAAUAAUGCCCAAGGGAAGAUAUGAAAUUAUGAGGAAUUACAUGCCUAAAGUUGGUACUCUUGGCCUUGAUAUGAUGUUCCGCACGUGCACUGUACAGGUUAAUCUUGAUUUCAGUUCAGAGCAAGAUAUGAUAAGAAAAUUCCGUGCUAGCCUUGCAUUGCAGCCUAUCGCUACAGCAAUAUUCGCAAAUUCUCCCUUCAAAGAAGGGAAACCAAAUGGGUUUCUCAGUUUAAGAAGCCAUAUCUGGACUGAUACUGAUAACAACCGCUCGGGGAUGCUUCCUUUUGUUUUUGAUGACUCAUUCGGAUUUGAGCAAUAUGUGGACUAUGCAUUGGACGUCCCAAUGUAUUUUGUAUACCGGAACAAGACUUACAUUGACUGUACUGGAAUGUCAUUUCGGGAUUUUAUGGCAGGAAAGCUCCCACAGGUUCCAGGGGAGUUGCCCACUUUGAACGAUUGGGAGAACCAUCUAACAACAAUUUUUCCUGAGGUUAGGUUGAAGAGAUACAUGGAGAUGAGAGGUGCUGAUGGUGGACCUUGGAGGAGAUUGUGUGCUUUGCCUGCAUUUUGGGUUGGGUUGUUGUAUGACGACGAAUCACUACAGAGCAUUAUUGACAUGACUGCUGACUGGACAAAGGAAGAAAGAGAGAUGUUGAGACGGAAGGUCCCAGUAACUGGUUUGAAGACACCAUUCCGGGAUGGGUAUGUAAGAGAUUUAGCUGAAGAUGUUCUCCAGUUAGCUAAGAAUGGAUUAGAAAGAAGAGGAUACAAGGAGGUUGGUUUCCUGAGAGAGGUCGACGAAGUUGUUAGAACAGGAGUGACACCUGCCGAGAAGCUUCUGAAUCUAUACGAGACGAAGUGGCAGCGCAGCGUGGACCCUGUGUUCGAGGAGUUGUUAUAUUGA